Molecule: messenger RNA, 3588 nt
Organism: Sitodiplosis mosellana (orange wheat blossom midge)
Lineage: Eukaryota; Metazoa; Arthropoda; Insecta; Diptera; Cecidomyiidae
Product: AP2-associated protein kinase 1
Exons: 7
Coding region: 831-3017 (728 amino acids)
Biological process (GO): protein phosphorylation
Molecular function (GO): ATP binding; protein kinase activity
Source: RefSeq, a predicted model, not a curated record
GUAAGUAUUGAAUUAAAUUCCCUUGUUUAUGAAACUUUAAACAAAAACUCAUGUGAAUUUUUUUUAAACAUGAAAUGCCUUAAUCAUACGUGGGGCACUUGUAUUGUGAUGGCAAAUUCUUCAUGUUGAGGUUUUGAAUUGAUCUGGUUUUACUGUAUUCAACAAACAUAAAUGAAAAGAGAAAUUUUGAGCUGUCAAAAGUUUUCAAUGUUACAUUUUCAGUAAGCGAUCUAAAGUCGGAGAAAACUAUAAACAGUUUUCUACGUGAAUUUGUUUUUAUUUCGAAGAAAAAUCAAUCAAGAAUUUCACGCUGAACAUAGAGUGGAUGUGACUCUUUUUAUUAUUUUUGAUCUGCAAAAUUUUUCACUCAGUCUGUAGACGAGAGAAUAGUAUUUUUCUUGGUUGAGUUGAAGAAUUGACGAGGUAUAGUAGUUCUAGACAAUAGAGAAUAACAAAUGAAAGAGAAAGAAUUUUGAACAAGAUACAAGUGUACAAAGGCAUGACGUGAACUGUCAAUGCGCUGUUGAACAACUACAGAUGCAUUUGAUAAAUAAGCAAAAAUAAAACUGUAGAUAUUUGCACAAAAGAGCGUAAUACUACAUCAUCGUGGAAGCUCACGGGAGCUGUUGUUACAUUGUUCAUUAGUAAAUUGAAAAUUGAAAGCCUCAACCAAAAUUUAUUACUUUUGUUAUUGAUUUGCGCUUAAGACUGCAACAAAGUGAUUUAAUUGGAUUGCUGUUCGAUUUGUAGUUGAUUCAUUAGUGGUGGUUUUCGCGUAGAAACUUCGAUUUUAAUCGAAUUGUACUAAUCGUCUUGUGAAUCAGAAAAAUAUGAAAAAGAUUCUAUCAAAAUUUGACAAAAAUGAACGAAUGGAGAACAACACCACUGGAUCACUCCAGCGUGAGGCGAGUUGUUUUAUUGGAAAAGUUUUCACUGUGGGUCGAACAGUAGUUACGGUCGAGGACGUUUUAGCUGAAGGUGGUUUUGCUGUGGUGUUUUUGACAAAACCAAAUGGAAAUAGCAGUAGUGGCAAUAAUGUUCGAUACGCACUGAAACGACUCUAUGUUAACAAUCAAGUAGAUUUGAAUGCGGCCAAAAGGGAAAUUCAAAUCGCUAGUAAUUUAUCAGGGCACAAAAAUAUAAUCGGUUACAUUGACAGUAGCAUAACGACACACCCAGGUGGUGUGUUUGAAGUGCUAAUGCUAAUGUCGUACUGCAAAAUGAACGUAUUGUCUAUGAUGAACGCUAAAAUAGGAGUAGGCUUUUCCGAACAGGAAGUGUUACAUAUAUUUUGUGAUAUUAGUGAAGCUGUGUCUCGACUGCAUCACUGUCAAACACCCAUAAUUCACCGUGAUUUGAAAAUUGAAAACAUUCUACAAAACGAUAACGGAGACUUUGUGCUCUGUGACUUUGGCUCCGCCACUGCACGUAUCUUGAACCCAAAGACGCAUGGCAUUUCAAAUGUUGAAGAGGAGAUUAGGAAAUUCACGACUCUCUCGUACCGAGCCCCAGAAAUGGUCGAUCUGUAUGCUGAAAAAAAUAUUACAACAAAAGCAGAUGUUUGGGCAAUGGGUUGCUUACUCUAUAAACUGAUGUUCUUCACAUUACCUUUCGGCGAAAGCAUCUUGGCCAUCCAAAACGGGACAUUCUCCAUUCCAGACAAUUCACAAUACUCGGGUGGCCUACACAAGCUUGUAAAGUAUAUGCUAGAACCAAAUCAAGAAUUAAGACCGAAUAUUUGGCAAGUUUGUGAGGUGGCAUUCAAACUACAAUCAAAGGAAAAUCCUGUUACAAACAUCCAAAAAUCUGAAGCUCCUGUAUUAGAGAACUUACCGAAUCCACAAUUUGAAAGUGAGAAACGUGCAUCUGCUCAAAAAGCAACGGUUGCUCCCAAGCAACAAAUUCUGAGCGAGCUCGGCACAAGUGUUGCUCCUAGACAACGACCGAAAGGCAAUGUGUCUUCUCAAAACUUACCGCUGGUUCUACCCCAAAGUCCUUCGCCAAGAAACACUAUUGCUUCACCUUCACCACAAGUGUUGCAAAGUGGCGAUCCAAAUUUCGAUACAUGCGACAAAUCAAGCAGUAUUUCCCAAACCACAACGCCCGUGUCGCCGUAUGCAAUAAAACAGAAAGCAAAUGUCAUGCAGAGCAAUGACUUAAAAACACCAACAAAACCUGGCGUAAACGAAAAUAUUUUCGAGGCCAAAUUUGCCGACAGUUUCAGUGAUACAACGCAUUCGCCACAAAUGCCACCACCGCCUCCAGUACCAUCAAGCGGCUCAAAAAAAGAUAUUCAUUCACCUACUUCACCAAUGCAUCAGCAACUGCUAAACGCUCCAAAAGCUGUGGCCAGUGGACAUCGUCGAAAUAUGAGUGAUACAUCUGCAUUUAACAAAACAUUCGCAAACGAAACUAAUGAGUUUUUAGCACCAUAUGAAGCAUCCCAUAAAACAAGAGUUAACUUGUCAUUCGGACCAGCUUCUAUUCCUCAUACUCUAGAAACGGUUGAGAUUACGGAUCAAUUUUCAAAUGUUGUUCAGAUGAGAUCAUCAAUCUCGAGCGCUGAAUUACCAAUUACAACAACAACAGCAAUAAUAAAUGACAAAAUUAGCAAUAAACCAAAUCGUGGUGGGGUAUCAAUGUCGCAGUGGAACCCAUUUGAGGAUGAAGAUCCUACGCCGUUCAAUCAAAUGACAGAAGAUCUUAUCUAUGAAGCCGAAUUUGAUGCUUUAAGAGACCGACCUAGUGCACCAAAAGGGAAUGACAUCAAUUCACCCAUCCGAAAUACUGGCAAUGUACAAGAUUUAUCAUCACCAAUAUCACAGGCCUCUCAAACAUCGUCCUCAUCCAUAUCGUUGAAUGGACCGCCGUCAGAAGCGCCACCCCCAUUACCUCCACAACUUUCUCAAGAGGAGAAAUUAGAAGAUGGAGAAGCAUCUGAGGAUCCUUUUGCCUCAGCUCCAUUCAGCUUACCGUCGGGUUUUCGACGUGCUUCCCAGAAAGCAAACCGACGUUAAAAAAAAUCGAAAGAAAAAUAUUUACAAAAACUUCAUGUGACACACAAAUCACAAAUGAUAGUGUUUUAUGCCAAUGAUGACGAUUCCUUAUAUUGAAAUUAUUUUUUGAAUAAUUGUAAAAUUAUAGAAUGUUGAUGAGCUCUAUUGUAUUAGAAACAAUUUCUAUGCCCUACAUAUUUAUAGGUCUGAGAAAAACGAGGAAUUUUAUAAAUUUAAAGAAAAAAUGUUUAUUUCCAUUUUCCUAUUCAUCAAUUUCACAAGGUAAAAAAAAGAAGCAAAAGCAAGAGUGAAAGCAAAGAAGAAAAAACACGAUAUCAGCAAUUGAUGGAUCUAUCCUAUUUAUGAAAAAUAUCAAUAACUAAUUAAUUUCUAUUAUUAUUGUUAAAAUGGAGAAAUAAUCAUAUUCUAAUUUAUUACAUAUGUUCGGCUUGUUUUCCCUUAUCUCUUCUUGCAAUUUCAAUUUCAAACAAUCAUGUCAAUCAAUUGAUUAGGUAAAAUGAAAUAUAAAUGAAAUGUUUUAGCAUUUGUUUUGUCACAUGUGAACAUUCUCUUCCAAUUAACUAUGAAUAAU